Trypanosoma grayi is the source of this 813-nucleotide messenger RNA. Its product is annotated as putative helicase. The record is from RefSeq and is a predicted model, not a curated record. The annotation marks the transcript as partial. NCBI's taxonomy places the organism in Eukaryota, Euglenozoa, Kinetoplastea, Trypanosomatida, Trypanosomatidae. The transcript has a single exon.
AUGUGCGCCGUCCGCCACCUGCGCGUUGUGGCGCCUUUGCGUCCACCCGUCAUGUUCGCCGCGGCCUGCGCAUUCUAUUCGACGCUGCGACGCCUUCAUCAGUCGAAUUCGGAGGGCAGUGCCGGUGGUCCAUGCGACCACAGCAAGCUGCAGCAGCAGCAGCAGCAGCCGGCGGCAAUGCCACCCGCAGGUGCCUCGUGUGCGGGGAGCCGCAGCAGCAUGAGUGGUCUGCUGCACAUGAUCGCGCAACGGAAGGAGACAGGGAGGAAAAAUAAGAAGGAGGCGCCUCCCGCUAAAAAUGGCUGCACAGUUGUGGCGGAGCUCUUUACUUCUGCUGCGCAGCGGCACCCGAGGUCGCCGCGUCGUCACGGCGUCGCGGCACCACGCACAGAUGCCGAAGCAAGUCGUCCUGCUGCUUCGCCGCCGCCGCCGGUGGGUGCGAGAGUUGUUUCGCCGACACUUGUGGAAAAACUGCGACAGAAAGUGCUGUGUAAACAGCUUGAUUGGCAGCAGAUGCUUGGCCAGCAGCCCUUACUGCAGCGGCUGCCUGUGUGGCGGCAGCGGUCGGUAUGGAGCACGCGCUUCCUCUCCUCAUCGGCUCUGCCCUUGUCAGGAGGCGGUGACAGCAGUGGCGCGACGGAAGUAUUUGUGUGCAGUGCGCCGACGGGCACCGGGAAGAGUAGCCUUGUGCCGCUGUUCCUGCUGGACAGCCACUGGAGACGGCUGCUGCAGCGCAUCGACGCCACACACGGGCCGCAGGAUGGCGGCCGUCGCGCAAGCGAGUCGCCGCCGCCGCCGAUGUUGCUGCUCCCC